AUGAGUCCAUCAAUUCGUUCAAAGUCAAAGCCUGCUGAUCUUCCACUUGAUAUCAGCUCAAAUCCUCCACGCUUCACACUUGCUGGGACAGCAGCACUUUACUCUAACAUGAACUUCACACUGGGAUUCAGCAACACAGAUCGCCAAGCUGCAGCUCGCGCUCUACUCAGAAGCCAGUCACAUCUUGAUGGCACGCACUACCACACCUGGACACCAAACGGUCUCCAUCCCAAAUACAUAGCUUUUAAUGAUACUGUGGCAUCCACAGAAAAGCGGAGCAUCACACAUGCCGAAUUCGUUGACGCAGCACUUGAAGAUGUAUUUGAUGCACUCACCACUCAAGAUUGUCUCGAUGGUGGUUUCUCCCUUCUCAUUCAUUGCCCGGGCUCUCACAUCACAGGAACCAUCACUCCUGAACGUAUUGCGGUCGAUCUUUAUGUCACUCCACGAGAACUGCAUGAGGCAUCUGAGCAAAUUGGAGGAGAUGUUUCAGUCCUCGUGCAGGCAUUCUGCCAGGAAUUUGCGGUGCCUCAUAUCAAGCGCUUUAUGGAGCGUUGCUGCAAGGAGGAGAUCACACCUCCACAUCGCUUUCCUGCAACUCCGGUGAACCCAACUGUGUCCCCGUUCCUACCUGCGCCCUUAUGUGCCACCAGUGUUCGUAUUCAAUGUUCAGCUCAUGCUCCUGCACAACUCCAGCACGAGUUUGUUCUUGCUGCAGAAUCUUCCACACCAUCCAAGUCAUCAGCUGUAAAGCAGGCUACGACUUUGGCCACUGGAGCCACCAAGAUCAAGCAACGUCGUCGAAAUGCCGAGGCCUUUUCGCUUCACACAAAGAGUCCCAGCGGUUCAGAUGACAAGGUUUUUGGUCCCCCACUGAUCAGCAUUGGGCCCAACACAGACGCUGUACUUGAUCGGUUUAAGAUCGGGGACCAAACAAUCCCGAGGCUCCAUGAGCUCAUUGCCACUGUGCGCAGUAGCCGUUGGGAAACUGUCCUAAGGUCCCCCAAGUGGGAUUUUACCUACGAGCAGGCCUCAAAUUUAAUGGUGGCACUCCAUGUGGAUUUUAAUGUCCCUCAGAUGGACAGCGUGCAUAAGAUUUCAGCACUACUUUCUGUGGUUCUCAAGUUACCUGUCAUUUUGGCAAGUGUGCACACCGGCGCAUAUUCUUCAUUUACAAUAUUUUUACAUUUAUUUUUACUCAUCAAUGGAUUCUUUUGCCUGCAGCCCAAUGCUAUGGUUAGUCAGACCCUCACCACAGCAAAGAAGCAUGUGCAACACUUGGCACGAAUUCGUCCGAAGGUCCGCCUCAGCAAGGAGGUGAGAGCUCUUCUUACAGCACAACGUUGCCAGAAGUCCCGAGUUUUCAAGGCGGCACUUGAUGAGGCCUGGCUCCGCAUCGAUGAAUCUGUGAAGACAAUCGCAUCCUCUCACCACAAGAGCAUCCGACGCGUGCAAAAUGACUUGUAUGUAGGCCAUGCUGCAUUGUGCUUCAAGCAUACAAAGUCAAGCCCAUGGAAUGCAUUUUGUUGGAAGAAACAUCAGCAGGUGAAGGACGAAAAUUGCUCCGGAAAAGCCGUCUUGCAAAGCCUUCUACACGACUAUACGGAUGAGUACCGUGAGCUCUCACAAGAAGAAAAGGACUGUCUAAUCAAUGAAUAUGACAAGAGCAGGGAGCACAAGACCAAGGGUAUAAGAGCCAUUGAAAAUGAGUUGAUUAAGCUUCGAUGCCGCACUGGUGUCGAAACAAUUUUUUACUCAGCGCGAGGCUCUACUAACCUCGCGCUAAAAGGUAUCAUAUUUGCCACUGAAGGCGUCAACGAUUUCAUGGAGUCGACGAUGAGCAUCGACAAUCAAGACCUUGUGAGUAAGAUGGAAGGCUAUGCCAUGCAAGGCAUGCGAGAGGAUAUUACCGGUAUUCCAAAGGCCACAAUGCAAUGGACAGAGUAUUGGCGCAAUACUGUUCAACGCUACAACGUCGUCUGUGAGGGCUGGCCCUCGACUAUCCCUUUCAAGAACUUGAGUGAAGCUUCUAGCGCUCUUUCAGAGCUUAGGAUGCUCCUCAACAAGUGGGAAAGCGGUGCCAUUAAAUGGAGAUACCUGGAGGAGGAAGAAUAUGAAAGGCUUCUUCAAGAAUGCCUCCAGAAGAUUGAUGGUGGAGAGAUUAUUGAGCGCACCCGUCGUCAGCGCUCUGACAAGGGCAAGAAGCGUGCCCAUACCUCGGACAACCCUUCUACACAUCGGAAGAAGGCAUACAAGAGCGCGGAUACCAUUGAGAGUGAUGAGGAGCGUGAUAGCACACCACACACUCCAUCCACUCCAUCCACUCCAUCUGACACUUCCAUAUCUAUUUCGGCGCCUUCGGUCACCGAGCCUUCUACUUCUACUUUGUCUGCUUCUGGAGCUACAAUUAAUGAACCUUCUACUUCUACUUCGUCCAUUUUGGCGCCUUUGGUUACUGAGCCUUCUACUUCUACUUCAUCUGUUCCUGGAACUGCAUUUGCUAACAUUGAUGAUCAUUCUACUGACAUUGAUUUGGACCAAGUUCUCGAAAGGUUAAACUCCAUGGUCGCCAGUGGUCAUAUUCCUGACUUCAAUUUUGCGAUGCCCGAAUUUAACUUCCCUUAG
Molecule: messenger RNA, 2625 nt
Organism: Suillus plorans
Lineage: Eukaryota; Fungi; Basidiomycota; Agaricomycetes; Boletales; Suillaceae
Exons: 10
Coding region: 1-2625 (874 amino acids)
Source: RefSeq, a predicted model, not a curated record